This is a messenger RNA of Ilex paraguariensis (yerba mate), 1418 nucleotides long. The record is from the annotation of a GenBank genome assembly. Lineage: Eukaryota; Viridiplantae; Streptophyta; Magnoliopsida; Aquifoliales; Aquifoliaceae.
CUGGUCUGGAUUCUGGUCGUAUUUUUGACACCGCCUUCACAAACCAUUCCCAACAGAAACUGUGAACUCUUCAAACCCAGCAACUGCAAAGCCUCCCAUCACACACGGAGAGAGAAAGAAGAUUAGAAAAAGUAAUUUCAGGUGAUUUUUCAAAGAAAGAUCAUUUGGUUUGUACAUUGAAGGUUGAUUCAAAGGGAAUGGAAAGCGGCUUUGAAAAUAAGAUGGUCUUAGAUUCAGCCAUGGAUGAGUUGUCUCAGAUGGAGAGGGAAUCUGGGCAUUUCGGGUGCUCACAUUACAGAAGGAGAUGCAAGAUCAGAGCACCUUGUUGUGAUGAGAUAUUUGAUUGCAGGCAUUGCCAUAAUGAAUCUAAGAAUUCACUAGAAGUUGAGACCCUGAACCGGCAUGACAUACCUCGCCAUGAAGUGAAAAGGGUAAUCUGUUCAUUGUGUAACACAGAACAAGAUGUUCAACAGAAUUGCAUUCGGUGUGGAGUAUGCAUGGGGAAAUACUAUUGUCAAAAAUGCAAAUUCUUUGAUGAUGAUGUUGCGAAGAAGCAAUAUCAUUGUGAUCAAUGUGGAAUCUGCAGAACUGGAGGCGAAGAGAAUUUUUUCCACUGUCAUGGUUGUGGAUGUUGCUAUUCAAAAUUGCUUAAGGAUUCACACAAAUGUAUGGAAAGAGCAAUGCAUCACAACUGCCCAGUUUGCCUCGAGUAUCUCUUUGAUACAACCAAAGGCGUUACUGUCCUGCCUUGUGGUCACACCAUGCAUUUGGAGUGCGUGAAGGAGAUGGAACAGCAUUUCCGGUACUCUUGCCCUGUUUGCUCAAAAUCAUAUUGUGAUAUGUCCCAUGUGUGGCAAAAACUUGAUCAGGAGGUUGCUUCGACACCCAUGCCUCAAAUGUACCAAGACAAGAUGGUCUGGAUACUCUGCAAUGACUGUGGGGAAACAUCUGAGGUGAAUUUUCACAUUGUGGCACACAAGUGUCUAAAAUGCAAAUCCUACAACACAAGGCAGACACGAGGAAGCCAUUCUUCAUGCUCCUCUCGAAUGUUGAGAUGAUCAGCUGCUAUUCAUCACAGAAGGAAUUUCUAUUUAUUACCCACCCCCAAUGGGGACUUCAUUUGGGAUGCUGCUGAAAGUGAAGGGUACUUCAUUAGUUGCUCAUUGUUUCUCUCUAGUCCUCCUGUUAUGGAGUAUUUACUUCAUUCUGAGCUCACCUGCAUGUCUAGUUGAUAAGAUUUGGAAUGACACAGUUCGAUGCAAUUUUAGUGAGUCAUGCCAUAUUCACCAAGUGUAACUUUGGUUUCAUGUCAUUUUCAUCUAUACUCGAUCAAAUUCACCACGUGUAUGUUAUCCAAUCAAACAUUUAGUUUUACUACAAUUGCAUGAUGUUGCGUCAAACAAUGGGAAAAAUAAAAU